CUGACAAAAGGCAUUAUAUUCGCGUCAACCGCAUUACUAGGUAUUGCUAUCUAUUCUUCCAGGUAUCUUCUCCUCACAUUUGUGCUCAACGUUAUCACUAUACUGGUCACCGUAAUUAUCAUCAAUGUCUAUUUCCGUGGACCUACCACCCAUCGCAUGCCAGCGUGGGUUAGAAAGUUAUUUCUGGAGUGGAUGCCUUGGGUAAUGUGUAUGCAGCGUCCGAAGUCUGCUUCACGAAAGUUAUUAGCAAGUCAGAAACGAGGGGUGGCACAACUGCCAGGCUUAGGGCAGUUCACUUUAAACCCAGCAACUCAUCAUCCAUUCUGUCCUAGCGCCGAUGACAGGACGGCGUCCGUGAAAGUUCUGAGCAGCUCACCAGAAAUUGUCAGAGAUCCUUUGACUGCUGCUUUUUAUCCACUUUCUCCGGAUGCAUUGAAGGCUAUCGAUGCAAUUGAGUACAUAACGGACCAUCUAAAACAAGACGAAGAAUUCAAAAUGUUCCGUGAUGACUGGAAAUACGUAGCGAUGAUUAUCGAUCGAUUAUUACUCUACGUCUUUUUUGGUAUCACCGUUGGCGGUACAUGCGGUAUACUUUUUAGUGCACCACAUAUAUUUCAAGGUAGGAAAUAUAGGAAAAAUACAGCAUACGUGUUGUUCAACUGUAUGCGUGUUCUUUACUACUUACUACUUCUACUUUAG
Molecule: messenger RNA, 699 nt
Organism: Cylicostephanus goldi
Lineage: Eukaryota; Metazoa; Nematoda; Chromadorea; Rhabditida; Strongylidae
Source: the annotation of a GenBank genome assembly